AUGGGCAUUGCUGUCUUAUUCCCUCAGAUGUCACAGACAAUCCUCAAGGUGAGCAAGAAGGUAAAGCCCAGCAUUUCUCGGGUAAAUCCUACCUGUGCUCAUGCUGGGUCCUCUCUUCCUGCAGCUCCAUGUAACAAGAGUCGUCUGGCCUCCAGUUCUGCCUCUUCAGAGACUGUCCCUGAGCAGAGGACCGGGGACCGGGGGAAGAAGGGCCAGAAGAGAAAGAGAUUGAUGGAUAUCAAGGCAGGGUCUAAGUCUUCAGUGCGAGCUGCAAGGGAAGAACCCAGGAUUUCCCAGCUGGGUCACGUCCAUGUUCACAUGGGAACUUUUGUUCCAGCAGCUACAUGUGAAAGCAGCCCUCCGGCUUCCAAUUUGCCCUCUGCAGAAGCUAUCUCCCAGUUGAAGUUCUGGAAGAAGAGGAGGGAGAAGAGGAACAUGUGGACUGUCAACCAUGUUGAGGAAACAAAACUCAGGAUGAACAAGAGGAGAAGACCCAGCUACCGCCCAAAGGACCAAGAAGCAUUCUACCGACUUCUGGAGGACCCUGUCAUCCAGAGCUUCUUGGAAGCUGACAUUUUCCUCAGAAUGUCUGACAAGUACCUGCUCUCCAUGGUGGUGGAGUACUUUGGCCGCGUGGGGCUGCCUGGGUACCUGUACAACAGAAUCUACUUCUUCCUGGCCCUCUACAUCACCUCUGACAUGGAGGACAACCCCACGUCCAAGCAGAGCAUCUUCCAGUUUCUGCUGGGCAAGGAGCACUGGGCAGACCUCUAUAAAGAGUUCCUGAAGCUGAAGGUGGAACUCUUCCAUGCCAUGGGGCACCGAGCCUGGGUCACCCCAGAGUUGUGCGAGGAGAUCCGGGCCCAGAAUCCACAUCACUGGGUUUGGAGUUGGGUGCACCAGUGUGCCCUCUAA
This is a messenger RNA of Trichechus manatus latirostris (Florida manatee), 915 nucleotides long. Its product is annotated as putative speedy protein E7. The transcript is spliced from 6 exons. Bases 1 to 915 code for a protein of 304 amino acids. Gene Ontology annotation, molecular function: protein kinase binding. Lineage: Eukaryota; Metazoa; Chordata; Mammalia; Sirenia; Trichechidae. Gene Ontology annotation, biological process: positive regulation of cyclin-dependent protein serine/threonine kinase activity. The record is from RefSeq and is a predicted model, not a curated record.